This is a messenger RNA of Rhagoletis zephyria (snowberry fruit fly), 523 nucleotides long. Its product is annotated as cytochrome P450 4V2-like. The record is from RefSeq and is a predicted model, not a curated record. Gene Ontology annotation, molecular function: heme binding; oxidoreductase activity, acting on paired donors, with incorporation or reduction of molecular oxygen; iron ion binding. Lineage: Eukaryota; Metazoa; Arthropoda; Insecta; Diptera; Tephritidae.
AUGAAUUCAAAUGUGAAAAUUCUAUUGAAUCGAGUGGAGAAAUCGCCCAACCAGGAAAUCGACAUUCGUGGCUUCAUAUGCGAUAUGGCGCUGGAUAUAAUCUGCGAGACUGCCAUGGGUACCAAUGUAGGUGCACAGUCGGAGACUGAUGAUAAGGAGGCCUACAGAAGACCAAUUGAAAUUGCCACUGAGCAACUGGUGGGUCGUUUUGUGAAUCCAUUUUAUCGCAGUGAUCUCAUCUACAAUCUGUCGGCUGAUGGCAAAGAGAAUCGACGUGUUAUGGGUAAAAUUCAUCAGUUUGUGAAAAAAGUGAUUAAAGAGCGAAAAGAGUUUAUUCAAAACAAACUUCAAAAGGAAAACCAGUGCGAGAUGACCACCGAAGAGCCACUAGUCAAAGAUAAGCACCCUUUUCUUGAUUCACUUUUGCUCACACACUUCAAGAAUCCUCUUGAAUUUACGGAAACUGAUAUUCUUGACGAAGUCAAUACCUUCAUGGUCGCUGGUCAUGAUACCACAGCUGAAG